Messenger RNA from Cuscuta europaea, 997 nucleotides. The record is from the annotation of a GenBank genome assembly. Lineage: Eukaryota; Viridiplantae; Streptophyta; Magnoliopsida; Solanales; Convolvulaceae.
UAAAAAAUAGGCGCGCGGAGUUCUCGUAAUAAAAACCAUCUUCUUUCCAAACCAAAACCUAGCAGCGAGAGACGGAUAGGAGAGCAGCGCCGCAGCCAUGGUGAGUUCGACGGCAGUUUCCGCUGAACUGUGUCUAGGAGAACUAUCUCACCAGCUCUCUUUAAUGAUUCCAUUGACGUGUCUUUGUGAUUUUGCAGAGUCUGGUAGCCAAUGAAGAUUUCCAGCAUAUUUUGCGUAUCCUCAACACCAACGUUGAUGGAAAGCAGAAGAUUAUGUUCGCUCUCACUUCCAUCAAAGGUAUCGGCCGCCGAUUUGCUAACAUCUGCUGCAAGAAAGCCGACAUCGACAUGAACAAAAGGGCUGGAGAGCUGUCUUCUGCUGAGAUUGAAAAUCUGAUGACGGUUGUUGCGAACCCCCGUCAGUUCAAGAUCCCAGACUGGUUCCUUAACAGGCAGAAGGAUUACAAGGAUGGUAACUAUUCACAGGUUGUAUCCAAUGCCUUGGAUAUGAAACUCAGGGAUGAUCUCGAGAGAUUGAAGAAAAUCAGGAACCAUCGUGGUCUGCGACACUACUGGGGUCUUCGUGUACGUGGACAGCACACUAAGACUACUGGACGCAGGGGAAAGACUGUUGGUGUCUCCAAGAAGCGCUAAGAGAUUUUGAUUUUACACCCCAUCUGUUCUCAUUAAAUUAUGUUCUGUUUAUUUUUCAAAUUUUGGUUAAAUAUACAAUGAAUUGGUUUUAGCACUUGGAGUUCCUGUUUCCUAAGCAUGUGAGCCUUUAGGGUUUUCAAUCAAAGUGGACAGCCUUUUGCUUCAUCUAUAUUCCUAAUGUAGUUAUAAUGAUCUACUAUGUCUUUUAUGUAGGUAUCGUAUCUUGCAUUAUUCAGAUUAGAUUACAUGAACAUGAGCUGAUUUUCCUUUAUAUUUUGUCAAUUCCCUCUGUUGGGUGUUUAGAAGCUUUAAGAAGAAAUCUACUUAUUUGAGUGUGUGGAUAA